This is a messenger RNA of Porites evermanni, 7373 nucleotides long. The record is from the annotation of a GenBank genome assembly. Lineage: Eukaryota; Metazoa; Cnidaria; Anthozoa; Scleractinia; Poritidae.
CUAUAGGGGGAGGAUGUAUAAACUAAUAGAGCGGAUCAAUUGCCGUUCAGUUGUACUCGUCCGUACCAUGUAACGACGGCGCAGUAACUAUGGUCGGAUCCGAAGAAGCACAAAUGUCCGUAAAAGAGUCAUUCUAUGAAGAGAUAAUUACAAAGGGACAGUUGUCUGCCAAGACCGAUCUUAACUGUAAUAUUGAACUCGAAGAUAGUGACGUUUAUACUUCAAUGUGCAGGAAACAAGUUGAUUCGGCAGUACAAACCGACUGUGUUAGCGAUGGAGAAAACAUUUACGAUAGUAUACCUGGAGACUGCGUGUCGCAAAAUUGCGAGCAGUGCCACAUAGAUCGUUCUUUUAGCUGUGGAGCUGGAUACAUUAGCAAAGAUAGCAUUACAAGGAAAGAAGAGGUACAACAGGACAGUCAGAGCGAACAGCAAUCGAACUCUCCUGCAAGGCUUGCACCUCUCGAGUCGAAUUCUUCACCCGAUCCUGGCAGUUCAACGCAGUACGCAGAAAUCAUUCACUUCAACAAAGUUUCUGACUUUGUUCCAUCACGACCUACUCGAGAAUCGGAAAAUCCUAUUCUUAGACAGGAUUUUUCUAGUAGUCUGUCCACCUUUCCAAACUUGCGCGAUUUACGCAAGCGCCUUACAGAAAUGUCUCAGGAACGCUGCUUGGAACAACAGCGAAGCGCGCGGACAUCGCCAUUUGCUACACCGGAAUGCCCGCGAAAACCAGGAGAAAAGAUUUUUGGCCAACGUCUUUCUAAAAGCCUUUCGCCGAGAAACUCGCCUAAACAAUCCCCGCGCGAGAAACAUCCGCCAGGACCGAUUUAUGUUAAUAUGGAAUUUCCACUUGUGGAAAAUGGCGACAACAAUUCACGCCGUACUUCGGCCAGUUCCAGUAGCAGCAUUAGCUUCAACGAGCGACAGAGUGUAAGCAGUACAGACGAUUCGGUUUUUAAAGAUACAGAAGUGUCCCCCUAUGAAAAUAUCAGAGACACACUUGAUUCGGGAAGUCUUAGAGAAGAAAGCGCGCCAGUCGACAUAGUGUACAGCGAUUUACACUUUCACGAAACUCGUCCAAAACCUAAACUAGGAAAGACCUGUUCAACACCAACUGGAAGUUGUCCUGGAAAGAUAAAGGUCGAAGAAAGGUCUCGCUCGCUCCCGGGUCAACAGGUUCCUUUACGACAGAACAUUUCAAGGCAGCCGAGACCAAAAAGCCUAAGCCUUGGAAAGCUGAAUAAAGGGGCGCUUGGUUUUUACAUCGGCGCGCGCUUUGUGAAGUGCGCAACUGUCCACAGGGCCAACUCAAAUACUCUUCAGUCGACCAUUCACGAUAUUGUCUCUAAGACAACACUAGACGAUUGCGUUUCGGUAAACGUAGAGGUUACAAUGGAUUUAAUGCGAAUCAGCACAAAUUGCUCCCCGUGGGAUGUCAUUACAAGUUUUGGCAUCGAAAACAUUGGCUGGAUAGAUCUGUACAAACAGGACACUACCGUUUUAGGUAUUAUUGUCUGUGUGCCCGAUGUAGAGGCAGAAUGUCAUGUUAUACAGUGUCAAGACGCACAACUAAUAUUCAGUGCUGUAAAGAACGCUUUCAAUUCUUCAACUUCCAAGGUUAGUGCGUUUUUGCAGAUUCUUUUCCCUGUUGAGCAAUUCACUGAAUUACUAAUCCAUGUGGAAUUGUUCUGUUUACUCGCGGAUCGAAUUUAAGCCCCGCCGGCUUCCGUUUGUGUUUAAAAUUACACUGGCAUUGUUUCGUUGUUACAAUUAUAAAACAAAACAAUCAAACGUCCGUAAAAUAUUCUAUAAAGGGAUCUCUACAAUAUUCACACAACAAACACUGGAGCUGCGAUUGUCUAAUUGUCCCUUUUUCAAAUUCAAGUGACCUAAAACUCUUUUCGUUGAACUUAGUUAUAAAGUCACUUAGGUCACGGUUACCAAACAUAAUCUUAAAAAUACCUAAGAACGUGAAUUUUUGCUGAAAAAGUAGGCAGGUAUUUUGAUAUCAAGAACAACUAAAAUUCUUACGAAAUCCACUGUUUUUCAUGGACGAAAGAAGCGCCAAAUUUUUCCCGCGAAAUAAAUGACCCAAAAAUGCACGUUAUUGCUGGGAGUUUUGAUACAUGAUCCUUAUAACAAUCUUCUUAGGUCAGAGCGAACAGAUUUCCUUUGAAAAUUCAGCAAAAUAAAGAAUAGUUCAGUGAAUUUUCUGUCCAUUUGGAACAAGCGGUUAAUUUCACGAGUUUCUGUUGUGUUGAGCAUUAUUUUCUUUAAAGCUCCUCUUUUUACGUGUUUUGCGUUUUCCAACUAACUCAAUCGACUUCCGUUGAUUCUCUUGCCUCUUCGGAUCCAUUUGAGUUAUUUGUAAACAUGUUUAUCGGCAUUCACGUACAGAUCCUAAAAAUCUUUACCUUUUUGUGUUCUUUCACGUUCAGCACACCACAACUUGAUGAAAAAGCCACUCGCAACAAAAAUCACUUUUUUUAAAACUUCAUCACGCUUAUUUGUCAAAAGCUAACGAAUUCUCGUGGAGCUGAAUUCAUCAGGAAUGAACACGAAAAAAAAUUCUUUCUUGUAUGGAAAAGACUUAUAGAAAACGUCGCAUUAGAACCGGUGUAGUAGUUAAGGACAGCAAAGAAAUGUACCAAAAAUUUAAGUGUAACGUACGCGAAGAGUUGUUGUUUUCAAUUGCCUGUUAGUCAUCUUAACGAGAAGUGUCAAGAUUGAAUAUUUUACGGAGCGAGGAGUGUAAUAUAUCUCUUUUUUAUUAGCAACGCUUUUUAACAGCUAACGUGGGCUGUUAAAUCAGUUUUAAAUCUCUAUAUGGUAGUUAAUUUUACUGAAACCGACGAAAUUUUCAUUAUUCUGGUUGCGAGUCGUGACAACUGGCUUUCUUACUGGAUUGGUUGACUGCUCUUGUCCGUCGGCCUAUCGGAAGUGUAUGGAAGGGGGCGGGAGGGUGUUCGAUGUUCCUAGUAGUUUUCCCGAAAUCGCCAAAGCUAGCAGGAAGUGCAAAACGUUCACGAUAACAAAGAUACCAAGGCUUAUGUUAUUUUAAGGUGAAAUUGGAAAUCCAAUGAAUAUCUAAUGGAUUUAUGCUUUUGAACUGUAAUAUAAAAGAUUUCCGUUUUUCGGCAAAUCCUCCCAUUUUUAAACAUUCCCAUUUCUGACCUUUGAAGUCCGUAAGUGGUAGGUGGAGACCCUCCACGUGCAGGUUGCGUGUUUAUUUCGUAACUUUUAAUCGAUAACCGCUGGGAUGUCACGCUAUCCAGUCGAGUUGACAAUUUUAGGCCUAGAAAUUCACCUUUACUGCAUAUUUUUUACAGGCCUUCACUAUUCCAGUUUCUACCACACUGGGUCCCGAAAGCUGGCUUGGCGUGCCGACCUUCAAUGGUAUUUCAUACCUUGGUUCUUUAAAAAUCAAGAAGACGUAUCUCCUCAUGAACGAGAGUAUCAGUUUGCUUUUGGAAAAAGCGCACCCCAAAGAAUUCAAAAACAUUUAUCUUGAAGUGCGACCUGAAGAAAUCCGUCUCAUCGACGCUAAGGACAAUAAAAUCCUCCACAAACAUGCCAUUCCUUGGAUUCUUUUACUCGGAGUUUACGAACAGGACACUCGGUUCUUCGGGUACGUCGUGUCGGAGGCCCGACAAGGCGAAAAAACCAAGAUGUUUUGUCACGUGUUCCGCUGCAGCCGAAUCACGAUGUCUGUGGCUGCAACCGAGGCAAUCCGGGUUGGUUGCCAGGCAACUUACUCUGACCGCAGAGACUCGAUGCGUUCAUCCAGGCGCAUUUCUUUCCGUUCAGAUUGUUCCAGUGGAUCCCAAGAGGGUUCGUCUUCCCCUUUUAAUUCUUUGGACACUUCUGAUUCCUUGGUAUGUAUAGUCUUUCACUCUCCUAGUACAAUCAAACCCUGUUAACUGAGGGGGCCAUAGAAAAAGUCUGUAUUAACAGGGUGUCCGUAUUAAGCGAGUCGAAUUUAACAGUCGUCUUUUAGGGGAGGUCGGGUUCCCUACAAAAAUCGAAGCAGCCGGAGUUUUUUUUUUUUUUCGAGCAGAGCUCCCAACACAUAUACUUUUUGAAGCAGAAUUUACUGCAUGCAAUUUCUUAGGUACGAUAUAUUAAGCUUACCUUGCGAGCAGUAUUUCUCUCUUGCAUGGCUUUUAGCGAUUACGAAGUCGUUCGCGUCGCUUGUCAGUCGCGUAGUAUAAAAUAAAGCAACAUAACUAAGCGGCUGACACGCGACACGAACGACUUCGUAAACGUUAAAAGCCAUGCAAGCGAGAAACCUUUGCUCGCAAGGUGUGUAAAGCCCCGUGCUCUGAGUAAAAGUUCUUCGUAUUCUGUGGAUAGCGUGACAGACACAGCAAACAUAAAGCGUUUCAGACCAUGCGUCAAGUGGUCGCUUACAAGAGGUUAAAAACAAUUAAUUUUUUUACAAAAAAUUCUCUCCGAAGUAGUCGCGGUUGCUUUCGAGAGGUGAUCGUUUACGAGAGGUUUCACCUACAGUAAUGUGAUUAAGAAAAUUUUGCUGUUGUGGAUAGGUGGUCGCGUAUUACUAGAGGUGGUCGCCUAUGACGGUUCGACUGUAUGUAAAACCUAUUUUUUCACUCCCUCUCCUCCCCUCUUUUGAAUUUGAAAUCAGGUGCGGUUACACUAGACGUUUUCCCAAAAACUCCCCUUGGGAAAAUCGUUCACACAAUGACACAAAAAGUUGCUUCCCCGUGGUUAACAGCCAUUUGCCUAUGGGUAAAACGGUUAGUGUAACCACACGUUUUGCCAUUGACUAUUUGCCAUCAGAAUGGCGACCUAUUGAGCUCCAACCAAGCCUUUCCUCACCCUUUUGAUUAUAUUUGAGCGAGUAAACACUCAAGACACCUUUGUUACGUUGUCAGAAAUAAAAAAAAACAAAAGAAAAACAUGGAAUUACGUGAGGGGUUGCUGACAGGUCAAGAGGGAGGAAGUCUUUGUCAAAAAAUUAACAUCUUUAUUUUUUUUAUACGGCACGUUCAAGCCAGUCAAGUGUUUUUCCUUACUAGGAAAAAUAAAAAAAUCGAUUAAUCAUUUCCCAACUAUAGUUCGUUUCCGAUUAGAAUUUAAUAGCACCAUUGUUUUGUACCUUUUUGUCAUACUAGGUUUUCAGUGNAAGCGAGAAACCUUUGCUCGCAAGGUGUGUAAAGCCCCGUGCUCUGAGUAAAAGUUCUUCGUAUUCUGUGGAUAGCGUGACAGACACAGCAAACAUAAAGCGUUUCAGACCAUGCGUCAAGUGGUCGCUUACAAGAGGUUAAAAACAAUUAAUUUUUUUACAAAAAAUUCUCUCCGAAGUAGUCGCGGUUGCUUUCGAGAGGUGAUCGUUUACGAGAGGUUUCACCUACAGUAAUGUGAUUAAGAAAAUUUUGCUGUUGUGGAUAGGUGGUCGCGUAUUACUAGAGGUGGUCGCCUAUGACGGUUCGACUGUAUGUAAAACCUAUUUUUUCACUCUUUUUCCUCCCCUCUUUUGAAUUUGAAAUCAGAUGCGGUUACACUAGACGUUUUCCCAAAAGCUCCCCUUGGGAAAAUCGUUCACACAGUGACACAAAAAGUUGCUUCCCCGUGGUUAACAGCCAUUUGCCUAUGGGUAAAACGGUUAGUGUAACCACACGUUUUGCCAUUGACUAUUUGCCAUCAGAAUGGCGACCUAUUGAGCUCCAACCAAGCCUUUCCUCACCCUUUUGAUUAUAUUUGAGCGAGUAAACACUCAAGACACCUUUGUUACGUUGUCAGAAAUAAAAAAAAACAAAAGAAAAACAUGGAAUUACGUGAGGGGUUGCUGACAGGUCAAGAGGGAGGAAGUCUUUGUCAAAAAAUUAACAUCUUUAUUUUUUUUAUACGGCACGUUCAAGCCAGUCAAGUGUUUUUCCUUACUAGGAAAAAUAAAAAAAUCGAUUAAUCAUUUCCCAACUAUAGUUCGUUUCCGAUUAGAAUUUAAUAGCACCAUUGUUUUGUACCUUUUUGUCAUACUAGGUUUUCAGUGAUUUCACUGUAGUUUAAAUAAGGAAAGACAAAUUAUAAACUUGCAAACAUACGCCAGGAGCCAUCCCUCCCUUUAUCAACAUAAAUGCUGUUAGCUCCUCUGUGAUUAGGUCAUGGGCGAAUUAUUGCAAGUUUAACGCAGUAGAAAUUUCUAAAUAUCAUUCGAAAUUACAGAGUCACAUUUGAAUUUUGAACUGUUAAUGGGAUCACCUAAGGGGCAUAAAACUGCAGUCGUAUUAUGAAGUUUUUGGCAUUUAUAUCAACGUGGGUUUUUGCAGUUUGAGCCGAAAGAAUAUGGUCGUUUAAAAGGCGUGAACUUGUGUUAACGAAAUGGUCGAAAAACAGAAUGUUCAGAAGGCGAGGUUCCUCGGCCGGUGUUGUAUUGGCUACAUUAAGGAUUCGCGUGAGAUUGGGUCGGUAUUGCGCCGAAUUGUACUACGGGGCUGUUUUGGGGACUCUAUCUCUUCUUCUAUUGGCGAUUACAAAGUUGCGCACGCGCAGAAAACUGAGUCAAAAUUCUUACCGCAAAACAGUUCCAUGGUGCAAUUCGACACAGCACCAAACCAGUCUCCCGCAAAAUUGCCAAUCGUUCAGUGACUUCAUCUUUGCUGCUCACACUUAGAAACACAUCUUUCUACUGUUUUUAAACUGUAAAAUUCAUGGUCGUAAAAUAUUUUGUUGUUGUUGUUGUUGCAGAAUAAGGAACAUGAAGAAACGCACAAAGAUGUAACGCAGGAGAAACCUAAGAGCAAGGAAAAAGAUCCAGCAGAAAGAAAGAAACACAGCCAUUCAAAACUGAGGCGAUUCUCGUCAAUGCCGCAUCUUCUUCGAGGUACUUCCAAGAAAGACAACAGUCAAAAAGUGGAGGAUAUCGCUGAUAAACGUCACCCAAGCAAUGCCAGAACAGUGUCGGUAAGCUCGACAGGCAUGGACGACGUUAUCGAUAGCUCUUGGGAAAUCGUGGAAGAGGAGAAGGACUAUAGUUGCGAUGUGACGUAUCUCUGUUCGACGGUCAUCAACCCACCUCUUCGACCAAAACAUUUGCGCGAGUGCGUGAAACAGUACCAGAAACAGCAAGCAAAAUCGCUAAAAAAGUUCGGCGUGACAAAAUCAUCGAACGAGGUCGUUUUAAAUCUGACCCUGGAGGGGGUGAAAAUGACGAACGCCACGGAGAGUGGAGGACAAGGGAUGUUUUUUCCCAUCGAUUCGGUGAGCCACGUGAUGGCCCAUCCUGAGAACGCCGAAUACUUUGCUUUUUCUACUGUCGUAACUGGCGACUCAAAACAUAAGUGCCACUUGUUUGAACAAACGAAAAUUCCUCCUACAGAGCUUAUAGAGAGGUUCCAAGCAUUUAUGUAG